ACAAUGUAUGAAGAAACUAAAGAUAAACUUACUGCUAGUUCUGAGCGCAUUGAUGUUGAACUUAAGAGAAUCCAACAGUGUGCUGCUGAAUGUGCCACUCAUGUGACUGAGUCAAACAAAGACCAGGAGAUGACACUAUCAGAGUUUAUGAACCAAAGAACAGCUGCAACUCACGAACUUCAAUUUCAUUCAGAGUCACUAUGUGCGCACCUUCACGAUUCACUGAAGGGUUUUGAAUCAGACAUGACAAUUCAAGGUGAUGGUUGGAAUAAAAAAUUGACAGAAUGCCAAACCAAGCUAGAUGCCACAAGAGACGAAGUUCAGAAAACUGUGGACUUUAUUGGCAACAGUGUAGUAGAACAACUUGAUGAGCAAAUGGAAACUGUGCUCCCAACAGGGAAGACUCCAAGGAGAAAAUUUUUUCAUUAUCCUAGUCAUCUUACACUAACUGAAUCUCAUGAUAAGCUACUGCAGAAAUUCACUAUCAAUGAGCAACUUUUAGAAGAUCUUGAAAGUGAUGACAUGGAAAGUGAUAUUGAGAUGGCAUCUAAUUGUGACAAUUUCAACUAUGCUUGUCAGAUUCUAGAUAAAGUGAAACAACCAAUGUUAUCAGCAAGUGAUGAUUGGUCUUUUGAGAAAGAGAAUGAGCAGUCUCCUGCAGAACUGACAAAGUUGCAAUACAAGCAGAAAAUAAAAGUACCCCUCACGGUUGCUAUGAACUGCAAGAAAUGAUUGUGACAGAAUUUUUAAAGUAGAUGUGUCUUGCUUCUACUGUUUCACUGUAAGGGUUUAUGCUAGCUAUUGUUAGUUAAUUAGUACUUUGUCUGAGUCUUGCCCGUGUUUUCACAAGUCUGUAUGCAGCAAACUAAGUUUCACUAUAUUUGUAAUAGUCAUUUGUUAGACCUUUUAAUUAACUCUCUCAGCAUUAUUCCCGCG
Messenger RNA from Corticium candelabrum, 936 nucleotides. RefSeq lists its product as uncharacterized. Gene Ontology annotation, molecular function: microtubule binding. NCBI's taxonomy places the organism in Eukaryota, Metazoa, Porifera, Homoscleromorpha, Homosclerophorida, Plakinidae. The record is from RefSeq and is a predicted model, not a curated record. The transcript is spliced from 6 exons. Bases 4 to 732 code for a protein of 242 amino acids.